Molecule: messenger RNA, 5844 nt
Organism: Pongo pygmaeus (Bornean orangutan)
Lineage: Eukaryota; Metazoa; Chordata; Mammalia; Primates; Hominidae
Product: neuroblastoma breakpoint family member 3-like
Exons: 28
Coding region: 802-4329 (1175 amino acids)
Source: RefSeq, a predicted model, not a curated record
CCCUGCAUCCCACCCUCGAGGCCGGAAAUUGAUCGGUUGCCUCUGCGGGCCUGAGAGGUGAGAGCGCUCGCGCCCCUGCCUUGCAAAGUUGGGGUCUUUACUGGCCUCCGGGCUUCUGCUCCUGGCGGUGUCUCCAGGCUGGUGAUGGGCAAGCCAGGUGUGCCAGGUCCAGGAUGCACAUGAGGAGCGUUUGUAGCCAUCACUGAAUCACCUCCUGACUAGUGGGGCAAGCCUCAAAUGAACCGCAGGAUUUCGGCUUUAAGAUUUCUGAGAACUUUGCGUCAGAGAAAUCUUGGAAAAGUUACUGAAGUAUACAGAAGAAGUUCACAAUUUUAAAUGUGCAGGUGGCCCGGGCGCAGUAGAUGACACCUGUAAUCCCAGCACUUUGGGACGCCAAGGAUCUCACUCCAUUGCCCAGGCUGGAGUGCAGUGGCACAAUCACAGCUCACCGCAACCUUGACCUCACAAGGCUCAGACAGGACCUCACUCUAUUGCCCAGGCUAGAGUGUGGUGGCAGGAUCUCAGCUCAUUCAACCUCCAUCUACUGUCUCAAGUGAUCCUCCCAUCUCCGCCUCCUGAGUAGCUGCGACUAUAGGCGUGUGUCACCAUGCCUGGCUAAUUUUCGUAUUUUUUGUAGAGAUGGGAUUCAACAUGUUUCCCAGGCAAUCUGAAGGCAAAUCCUGUUUAGACCCAGGUGAAGGUUCCUGGUGACCCAGGCUCUCACCAGCCGAUUGUCCCUUGCCGUCCUCCUGAGGGUGUCUGGAGCUUCAGUGCUGUGUGCUCUUGGCCUCCACGCUGGGGAUGCCACUGACUCGCACGGUCCAGGGCUUCCAGUGGACUCUCCGAGGCCCUGAUGUAGAAACUUCCCCAUUGGGUGCACCAAGAGCAGCCUCACAUGGUGUGGGCCGACAUCAAGAGCUGCCAGAUCCAACAGUCCCUGACCCCACCUCUUCUGCCACAAACGUCAGCAUGGUGGUAUCUGCCCGCCCUUGGUCAAGUGAGAAGGCAGAGAAGAACAUUCUAGAAAUCAACAAGAAAUCACGCCCCCAGCUGGCAGAGAACAAAGAGCAGUUCAGAAACCUUAAAGAGAAAUUUCUUGUAACUCAAGUGGCGUACUUCCUGGCCAAGGGGCAGAAUAAUUACGAGUAUGAAGACUGCAAAGACCUCAUACAAUCUAUGCUGAGGGAUGAGCGGCUGUUCAAGGAAGAGAAGCUUGCACAGCAGCUCGGACAACCUGAGGAGCUCAGGCAAUAUAAAGUCCUGGUUCACUCUCAGGAACAAGAGCUCACUCAGUUAAGGGAGAAGUUACAGGAAGGGAGAGAUGUCUCCCACUCAUUGAAUCAGCAUCUCCAGGCCCUCCUCACUCCAGAUACGGCAGACAACGCACAGGGAUGGGACCUCCGAGAACAGCUGGCUGAGGGAUGUAGGCUGGCACAGCACCUUGUCCAAAAGCUCAGCCCAGAAAAUGAUGAAGAUGAGGAUGAAGAUGUUAAAGUUGAGGAGGCUGAGAAAGUACAGGAAUUAUGUACCCCCAGGGAGGUGCAGAAGGCUGAAGAAAAGGAAGUCCCUGAGGACUCACUGGAGGAAUGUGUCAUCACUUGUUCAAGUAGCCACGGCCCUUGUGAGUCCAACCAGCCUCACCAGAAAACCAAAAUCAUAUUUGAGGAAGACCAAGUCGACUCAACUCUAGUUGUAGACAGUGAAUCCUCUGAUGAUGAAUGGCAGGAUGCUCGAAACCUUCUCCCAGUCCCUGACCCCACCUCUUCCGCCACAAACGUCAGCAUGGUGGUAUCUGCCCGCCCUUCGUCUGCUGAGAAGUCAGAGUUGAACAUUCUAGAAAUCAACAAGAAAUCGUGCCUCCAGCUGGCAAAGAGCAAAGAGCAGUUCAGAAACCUCAAAGAGAAAUUUCUUGUAACUCAAGUGGCGUACUUCCUGGCCAAGGGGCAGAAUAAUUACGAGUAUGAAGACUGCAAAGACCUCAUAAAAUCUAUGCUGAGGGAUGAGCAGCUGUUCAAGGAAGAGAAGCUUGCAGAGCAGCUCGGGCAAGCUGAGGAGCUCAGGCAAUAUAAAGUCCUGGUUCACUCUCUGGAACGAGAGCUGACUCAGUUAAGGGAGAAGUUACGGGAAGGGAGAGAUGCCUCCCGCUCAUUGAAUCAGCAUCUCCAGGCCCUCCUCACUCCGGAUAAGCCAGACAACUCCCAGGGAUGGGACCUCCGAGAACAGCUGGCUGAGGGAUGUAGGCUGGCACAGCACCUCGUCCAAAAGCUCAGCCCAGAAAAUGAUGAAGAUGAGGAUGAAGAUGUUAAAGUUGAGGAGGCUGAGAAAGUACAGGAAUUAUAUGCCCCCAGGGAGGUGCAGAAGGCUGAAGAAAAGGAAGUCCCUGAGGACUCACUGGAGGAAUGUGUCAUCACUUGUUCAACUAGCCACGGCCCUUGUGAGCCCAACCAGCCUCACCAGAAAACCAAAAUCACAUUUGAGGAAGACCAAGUCGACUCAACUCUAGUUGUAGACAGUGAAUCCUCUGAUGAUGAAUGGCAGGAUGCUCGAAACCUUCUCCCAGUCCCUGACCCCACCUCUUCUACCACAAACGUCAGCAUGGUGGCAUCUGCCCGCCCUUGGUCCACUGAGAAGUCAGAGUUGAACAUUCUAGAAAUCAACAAGAAAUCGCGCCCCCAGCUGGCAGAGAACAAAGAGCAGUUCAGAAACCUCAAAGAGAAAUUUCUUGUAACUCAAGUGGCGUACUUCCUGGCCAAGGGGCAGAAUAAUUACGAGUAUGAAGACUGCAAAGACCUCAUAAAAUCUAUGCUGAGGGAUGAGCAGCUGUUCAAGGAAGAGAAGCUUGCAGAGCAGCUCGGGCAAGCUGAGGAGCUCAGGCAAUAUAAAGUCCUGGUUCACUCUCAGGAACGAGAGCUGACUCAGUUAAGGGAGAAGUUACGGGAAGGGAGAGAUGCCUCCCGCUCAUUGAAUCAGCAUCUCCAGGCCCUCCUCACUCCGGAUAAGCCAGACAACUCCCAGGGAUCGGACCUCCGAGAACAGCUGGCUGAGGGAUGUAGGCUGGCACAGCACCUCGUCCAAAAACUCAGCCCAGAAAAUGACGAAGAUGAGGAUGAAGAUGUUAAAGUUGAGGAGGCUGAGAAAGUACAGGAAUUAUGUGCCCCCAGGGAGGUGCAGAAGGCUGAAGAAAAGGAAGUCCCUGAGGACUCACUGGAGGAAUGUGUCAUCACUUGUUCAACUAGCCACGGCCCUUGUGAGUCCAACCAGCCUCACUGGAACACCAAAAUCACAUUUGAGGAAGACCAAGUCGACUCAACUCUCAUUGACUCAUCCUCUCAUGAUGACUUGUCGGAUGCUGUAUGCAUUAUCCCAGAAAAUGAAAGUGAUCAUGAGGAAGAGGAAGAAAAAGGGCCAGUGUCUCCCAGGAAUCUGCAGGAGUCUGAAGAGGAGGAAGCCCCCCAGGAGUCCUGGGAUGAAGGUGAUUCCACUCUCUCAAUUCCUCCUGACAUGUGUGCCUCAUACCAGUCUGACGGGAGCACCUUUCACUCAGUAGAGGAACAGCAAGUCGGCUUGGCUCUUGACAUAGGCAGACAUUGGUGUGAUCAAGUGAAAAAGGAGGACCAAGAGGCCACAGGUCCCAGGCUCAGCAGGGAGCUGCUGGAUGAGAAAGAGCCUGAAGUCUUGCAGGACUCACUGGAUAGAUUUUAUUCAACUCCUUGUGGGUAUAUGGAACUGCCUGACUUAUGCCAGCUGUACAGAAAUGACUUUUACUCAUUGGAGGAACAACAUCUUGGCUUGGCUCUUGACGUGGACAGAAUUAAAAAGGACCAAGAAGAGGAAGAAGACCAAGGCCCACCAUGCCCCAGGCUCAGCAGAGAGCUGCUGGAGGUAGUAGAGCCUGAGGACUUGCAGGACUCACUAGAUAGAUGUUAUUCGACUCCUUCCAGUUAUCUAGAAAUGCCUGAUCCAUGCCAGCCCUACGGAAGUUCCUUUUACUCACUGGAGGAAGAACAUGUUGGCUUUUCUCUUGACAUGGAUGAAAUUGAAAAGUACCAAGAAGGGGAAGAAGAUCAAAACCCACCAUGCCCCAGGCUCAACGGGGUGCUGAUGGAAGCAGAAGAGCCUGAAGUCUUGCAGGACUCACUGGAUAGAUGUUAUUCGACUCCUUCAACUUACUUUGAACUACAUGCCUCAUUCCAGCACUACAGAAGUGCCUUUUACUCAUUUGAGGAACAGAACGUCAGCUUGGCCCUUGACGUGGAAAAUAGGUUUUUUACUUCGACAGUGAUAAGGCACCAUCUGGCUUUCCAGAUGGGAGUCAUAUUCCCACACUAAGCAGCCCUUCCUAAGCUGAGAGAUGUCAUUGCUGCAGGCAGGACCUAUAGGCACAUGUAGGUUUGAAUGAAACCGUAGUUCCCUUUGGAAGCCCAGACAUAGGAUGGGAAAGUGGGCGUGGCUCUAUUCCUAUUCUCAGACCAUUCCAGUGGCCACCUGUGCCCAUUCUGAAGACAUUGGACCCAAGUUAGGUGUGACACGUUCACAUGACUAUGUAGCACAUGCCGGGAGUGAUCUGCCAGACAUUCUAAUUGGAACCAGAUAUCUCUGGGUAGCUACAAAGUUCCUCAGGUAUUUCAUUUUGCAGGCAUGUCUCUGAGCUUCUAUACCUGCUCAAGGUCAGUGUCAUCUUUGUAUUUAGCUCAUCCAAAGGUGUUACCCUGGUUUCAAUGAACCUACCCCCAUUCUUUGUAUCUUCAGUGUUGGUUUGUUUUAGCUGAUCCAUCUGUAACACAGGAGGGAUCCUUGGCUGAGGAUUGUAUUUCAGAACCACUGACUACUCUUGACAGUUGUUAACCCACUAGGCUCCUUUGAGUAGAGAAGCCACAGUCCCUCAGCCUCCAAUUGAUAUCAAUACUUAGGAAGACCACAGCUAGAUGGACAAACAGCAUUGAGAGGCCUUAGCCCUGCUCCUUUCAAUUCCAUCCUGUAAAGAACAGGAGUCAGGAGCCGCUGGCAAGAGACAGCAUGUCACCCGGGACUCUGCCAGUGCAGAAUGUGAACAAUGCCAUGUUCUUGCAGAAAACGCCUAGCCUGAGUUUCAUAGGAGGUAAUCACCAGACAACUGCAGCAUGUAGAACACUGAGCAGGACAACUGACCUUUCUCCUUCUCACAGUCCACGUCACCACGAAUCACACAACAAAAAGGAGGAGAGAUAUUUUGGGUUCAAAAGAAGUAAAUGAUAAUGUUGCUACAUUUCUUUAGUUAUUUUGAACCCCAAAUAUUUCCUCAUCUUUUUGUUGUUGUCAUUGAUUGUGGUGACAUGGACUUGUUUGUAGAGGAUGGGUCAGCUGUCUGGCUCAAUGGUCUACAUUCUGAAGUUGUCUGAAAAUGUCUUCAUGAUGAAAUUCAGCCUAAACGUUUUGUCAAGAACACUGCAGAGUUAAUACUGUGAGUUUCCAACCUCAGCCCAUCUGUGGGCAGAGAAGGUCUAGUUUGUCCAUCAGCAUUAUCAUGAUAUCAGGACUGGUGACUUGGUUAAGGAGGGAUCUAGGAGAUCUAUCCCUUUUAGAGACACCUUACUUAUAAUGAAGUAUUUGGGAGAGUGGUUUUUAAAAGUAUAAAUGUCCUGUGUUCCAAUGAUCAUCCUCUAAACAUUUUAUCAUUUAUUAAUAAUCCCUGCCUGUGUCUAUUAUUAUAUUCAUAUCUCUACACUGGAAAUUUUCUGUGUCAAGUUUUACUGGGCCUUUGUUUUUGCUAGUGUCUGUUGUUGAAAAAAAAAACAUUCUCUGCCUGAGUUUUAAUUUUUGUCCAAAGUUAUUUUAAUCUAUACAAUUAAAAACUUUUGCCUAUCA